Messenger RNA from Medioppia subpectinata, 1779 nucleotides. NCBI's taxonomy places the organism in Eukaryota, Metazoa, Arthropoda, Arachnida, Sarcoptiformes, Oppiidae. The record is from the annotation of a GenBank genome assembly.
UAAUUGUCCGCUCAAUAUAUGUAUGAAAAGUGAAAACAUAAAGGGUCUGACGUUUGCAUUGCUUUUCAUAUGCAUUGAUAAGAAGAGGCGUUUCAUUGUGUCGGCCACUCAUCGCCUAUCGGUUUGUGUCGUCAAAACAUAUCGCACUAUAUAUGACACAAAAUCAUGUCUUUCUGUGGGUUUAAUAGACAUAAAUCUAAUGAUAAUCUCAUAGACAGUGACUAUAAUAGCGAUAAAUGUAUUGUUUUUGACAAACCAUUAGUCAGUCCAGUCGGCGAUUCGUUGAGUCCCUCGUCAUCGACCGUCUCUCUCAGCUCUGGCGGCGACCGCACAGAGAGGACACCCAUUCUCAGACAUGUCAGACUGUUCCGUAACCUGAGCGGCACAUCGAGUCCGGACAGAUCCACGUCCAGCCCUACUAGAAAUGUACAGCUCAAGCAUUUGACCACAUUUUCGGGUGUCUUUACACCCGUUUGUCUUUCAAUGUUUAGUGCAAUACUUUUCUUACGAAUUGGCUUUAUUGUCGGCAAUUCUGGUGUUUUGACCACUUUGUUGGAGCUCUUGUUAGCGUACACUAUAUUAGUGUUUACUGUGUUAUCAAUUUGUGCCAUCAGUACCAACGGCGCGAUUGAAGGCGGAGGCGCUUAUUUUAUGAUAAGCCGGGCGUUAGGACCAGAAUUUGGUGGAAGUAUUGGAACCCUGUUCUUCAUCGCCAAUAUAUUCUCCAGUGCUUUAUAUAUCACGGGUUGUGUCGAAGGAAUUGUCAAUAAUUUCGGGCCUUCGGGAGGAAUCGCCGCGUUAUUGCCGGACAGUCACUGGCAUUCAAUACUUUACGGUUCAGUCCUUAAUCUAAGCAAUACUAUGAUCUGUUUGAUCGGCGCUUCUCUAUUCGCGAAGACAACUGUUAUUAUAUUCAUAAUUGUUAUGAUUAGCACAGUAUCAGUGAUUGUAAGUCUACUUUUCCAAAACCCGCUCUCAAUGGAUGUGCCGCUAGAGAACCAAUAUUUUAGGGAUCACUUUAACGUUACUUCUCUUAAUUUUACGAGUUUUGAAUGGAAGACAUUCAAAGAUAAUAUGAAUCCGAAUUUUGGUAUUGAUUAUACGACCAAUGAUUUGACAACAUUUCCCGUCGUAUUCGGUGUACUGUUCAGUGGUGUGACCGGUAUUAUGGCGGGCGCUAACAUGUCCGGCGAACUCAAAGACGCCGGAAAAUCCAUACCUCGAGGAACUUUAGGCGCCGUGUUCUUUUUGACCGCUUCCACUUGUCCGGGGGAACUUUUGCAAAAUAACUACUUGUUUAUGCAAGACAUCAACUUUUGGCGCCCAUUCGUGGCCAUCGGUAUAUUCGCGGCCACACUGUCCGCAUCGUUAAGCAAUCUAAUCGGCGCCUCUCGAGUGCUCGAAGCCGUCUCUAAAGACAAUUUGUUCGGUAAACUUCUUCAGCCAAUAAACCGUUUCUCACGCGCCGGGAAUCCGAUCGCCGCCGUAAUCGUCACGUGGUUUACGGUUCAGUGCAUUAUAUUAAUUAAUAAACUCAAUCUCAUCGCACAAAUCACAUCCGUAUUCUUCUUGUUGUCCUAUUUCGCCAUAAACUUGGCCUGUCUUUCGCUUACACUCACCUCUGCGCCCAACUUUCGGCCCUCUUUUAAUGAUAGCGGCGUAGAGCGGCCAAUCAUUCCUAUAGAUGUGGUCUUUCCGGAGAAGUACUUAAAAGAGGGCCGAAAGUUGGGCGCAGAGGUGAGUGUAAGCGAAAGACAGGCCAAGUUUAUGGCGAAAUAG